Messenger RNA from Ahaetulla prasina, 2623 nucleotides. RefSeq names its product transcription factor 24 (gene TCF24). The record is from RefSeq and is a predicted model, not a curated record. The transcript is spliced from 3 exons. NCBI's taxonomy places the organism in Eukaryota, Metazoa, Chordata, Lepidosauria, Squamata, Colubridae. Gene Ontology annotation, biological process: developmental process; regulation of transcription by RNA polymerase II. The coding region runs from base 585 to 1061 and encodes 158 amino acids. Gene Ontology annotation, molecular function: RNA polymerase II transcription regulatory region sequence-specific DNA binding; protein dimerization activity; DNA-binding transcription factor activity, RNA polymerase II-specific.
UUGCCCCAUUCUAACCCGUGUUGCUUAGGACGGAGUUCCUAAUAUUUCACACUUCUUGCGAGAUGCUGCGAGGCUCUUAUUUUUGUCGACCUGGGCAGUGAGGUAUCUGUGAAGGCCAGACUAAUAAGCCUCUCUGAGAAGGCGAGACUCUCAGUUGGAGAAGCAAUGGGAAACCAGGACGCCAGGAAAAUUGCGUGGAUCUGCAACCUGGUAAGUCAUCAUUUGAAGGCGAUCCGACUCGACUGUCGCGAAGUGCGGCUGGAUCGCGGAGAACGGAGCGCGAACGAAGAUGGGAACGGACCCGUUGCGGCUUUGCGAGAGGCAGUCCCGCCCUCGCGCCUAGCAGCCUCGAUUCCCCGCAGGCGAGAGAGCCGGCCAGGAAGGGCAGAGGGCGACGCGAAAGGGGGGGGUGGAGGGAGAGGCGUCAGCAAAAGCUGAGCGCUGGUGGGCGCGCUCCCCAACCCUUAUAAAAGCCCGGGGCUUCCCCACACCCGUCCUGGACUAGAUCUGCAACGGGAAAGCGGCGGCGCCCUGUCUUCCUGAUCGGGGGCCCCAGGAGAUCAAUUGCAGGUUUGGUCUUACCAAUGGACUAUAAAAAUGCACCCGAGAACAUCAAGGUCAAUAUUCCAAGCUCAAAUGCCUCUCUGCCACCCUCCACAUCUGGCACUAACUUCUUAGGACAACAGACUGGGGCAACUUUGGGGAGACCUGCAGCAGCCAAUGCUGCCCGAGAGCGUAGCCGAGUGCAGACCCUACGACAUGCCUUCUUGGAGUUACAGAGAACUCUUCCCUCUGUACCACCUGACACUAAGCUCUCCAAGUUGGAUGUAUUGCUUCUAGCCACCACCUACAUUGCCCAUCUCACCCGCAGCUUGCAGGAUGAAGAAGAAUUGCCUGGCAAGGGCUUGGGAACCCUGAGAGGGGAUGGCUACCUACACCCUGUUAAGAAAUGGCCAAUGAGAUCACGCCUAUACAUUGGAGCAUCAGGACAAUUUUUGAAUCCCUCAGUGCAAGCAGAAAAUGUAAAUCAAGGAGAAACCUCAACAAAUUCUCAAAUUUAAUCCUUUAAUCCCAUUUUCUUAAAUGCUGUUGUAUUUAUUAUUCCAGAUAUAUUUAAAUUGAGUCUUCCAAUAUCUGUGAUAUUUCUUCCAAUUGACCAGCAUCCCUAGAUGGUAGACUUGAAAUUCAGCAUAUUAGUUCGGAUUGCUUUUUUCACAGCCAGGGACAAUGUGUUCAUCUCGAUUGUGCAGUAGAAUUACAUAGCUAUUAUUUCUCAAAAAGCAAAAUAUACUUUUCAUUGUGUGAAAGUUGCUACUACUGAAAAACAUAAGAUACCAGCUCAUGUGUCAUCUUGUUUAUAAGAACAUAGAUCAUAAACAUAGAUGAGAACAUAUGAUCUAUGAGAACAUAGAUCAUAAAUAUAGAUGUGUCAUCUUGUUUAUGAGAACAUAGCCUUUUCUUUGUGAAGAAAUGGCUAAAUAUAAUGUAGUGGAUAAUUUAUAGGCAUUCUGCAACUUUUGUUGAUAAUUUAUGAAAUGUGGAUUGUUGUACCCCAAUUCUGAAGAAAUUAAAUAAGAUGACCAAAUACUGUAGUUGAUUUUUAAGUUAAUGUUUAAAAGCUGAGCCACCUUGAGCUGUGGGAUGGGCGGAAAUAAAUUUGAUAAAUAAAUAAAAUAAAUAAUGCAUCCAAGCUUUGGGGACUUUUAACUGAGAAGAGCUCUGCAGAACUAUUUCAAGUAUUCCAGUGAUCCAUGUCAUAUACUCAGAUAUAUCUAUUCAUAAUUUGCCAUAUGUGUCACAGAAUUGUGAUAGAUGACACAAGGCAGUAGUCUUCUCACACAGGUUGUCCUCAGCAUUUGUCAUGCUUAAAGGUAAGCAAGUCAGAAAUCUAAACUGCAAUUAUAUUCAAUAACUAUUGAGUCGUCAGUUCAAGCCCUCAAUAUUAAGGUAGCUGGUGUUUUGAAGAAUUAAUCUAAGAACAUUGCAAAACUGGAUGUGUGACUUUUAGACAUGAAGUUCUGUUGAUGUUAUAGAGUAUCUCAGCAAAAAAAUGUUGUUUUGAAGAAUAUCUUACAGCUUUCACACUUUCUUAAAAUAUGUUCACAAUUCUUUUUACAACGUAUUGUUAUAAACUGUACAUCUAUUAAUUUUUCAUAAUUAUUUGAUAAUUUUAUUUAUAUUGUGUAUGUAUAAUCACUUUUCAAUUUACAACAAUUCAUACAUCUAAUGAAACUGAUCCUGAGAAAUGUAUGCCCCAUCUUUCUAUCAGUUUGUAGAGUAACUGAAGAUUUGUUGCGCUUGUUCUUGCAAAUCAAGACAGCUCUCCCACUGAACAUAUUACUUACAUGCUGUUUUGUUAACUAGCUAAAGCAAAAACAAAAGUUUUUCCAAACACAAGUGUGGCAUAAAAAUAAUGUAUGCAGCUUUGUAGAUUAAAUAUGGCUAUUAAACCUAGAAUAUAAUUUGCUAUUAGUUGUGUUUAUCUUUAUCUUGAAAGUAUUUUGGGAAAGAGCUUAUUUCUGUUUCAACAUAUACAUAUGCUUUACAAAUGAUGCUCAAUGCAGAAUAUGAAGCUUGCAAAGUUGAUUAAUUUGAUUUAAUAAAUGAUUACAAGUACAGACAA